Colletes gigas is the source of this 1914-nucleotide messenger RNA. RefSeq lists its product as uncharacterized. The record is from RefSeq and is a predicted model, not a curated record. The transcript is spliced from 8 exons. Lineage: Eukaryota; Metazoa; Arthropoda; Insecta; Hymenoptera; Colletidae.
UUUUGUUGACAGAAUGUCAGGAAUUAUGACUGCAACGGGCCUUAUGGGAGCACAAAUUCGACCUGUUUGUCGUCCGAAAACAAAGCGCGUGGAACUGUCUGGAUCGGCCAAACCAGCUCCUUUUAUUCUUCGACCCUUUUCUAGCCUCUUCAAUCCAUAUCCUUAUGGCUGCUCAGUGCUGUGUAAUCAUCCAGCAGAUUACGAGGCGAAAGAGAUUCUCAGGCGAGCGAAAGAUUCAUGGGCAACUGAAGGGAAAGCGGUAUUGUUGCCGGAAGAAAUGGACAUGAUCAGGGCAAGUUUGGCGGCUGCAACGGGUGCGAUCGAUGCGAGUGUCAAUGCUUCCGCUGCGAAUGCGGAAAUGCACAAUUUCGACGCAGUUCCCGAGGAAUUGUUUCGUAAAUACACCGAGACGGACUCUAGACCGUUGACUCCCGCACCCACGCUUGCCAGUGGACCUGUCUUGACAAACAGACCGAAUCAAGAAGAAUUGGCGAUAACCAGCAACCCGCAAGAACGUACCAUGCUGGUCUUGGACCUCAGAGCUAACUCUAAGAACCAGAUGGAAAAUGAAACUUUCACCUGGCACGCCUUGACUUUAGAACUGCCGCCAACUCCUCGAAAAGCCAAGAUUUUCGUAACCAAAUCGACUCCUUGACGUCAAUCGUGUUCGCCAAACCCAACGACCAAUGCUCCACCUUCUUGCCCAAGCGUAAACACCAACGAACCGAGUUCCAGCAAUCGCAAAGAGGAAGAUGAAUCGGGAACCACGAGUAAGGAACACGUAAUUAUUCGUAGGAGAGGAAAACGAUUGCGAAAAGGGAAGUGCAGAAGAGGAUCAGCUUAUAGACAGCAAGCGGAAGUCCACGAUUUAUUGGAACCAACCGAGACUCAAGUAUCGCACAUAGGAGACGGUUCUAGAAGGACUUCAAUUCACACGUCCAACGGCGACGCAGAGAAUCCAUCGUCUCCCAAGAAAGCCUCUGCGUUGACUACAGUUUCAUCCGCGAUGCCUCCCAGUUUCAUCGAGCCGGACAUUUUGAAACAUUUGUGCAGAGAAUUGGAUCGAGAUAAGGUGGACGCAGAGUUCUCGUACAAGAGAAGAAUCGUAUUCGAGGAAGCUCUCCGGGCGAAAGGCGAAAGUUAUUCGCAUUUUAGAGGGUCCCAAACAUUCGCGAAUCUUACAGUAACAGGGACAACGAGAGUAUUUUCUCGCCAAGCGGCUCGUUUCGAAAUUCUGGACAGUGAAAGUUUACGCGGGUUGACGGUGUCAGAGUACAUCGGUAAACACGUUUUCAUUUCUUCAGGAAGGAAAUUAAUUUUUGGCAGAGUGUUCAACAAAUUUCAAGAGGAGUCUUUGGGAUGUUCCAGGUAUAUCCUUCCAAAUGACAUCCACACAGCUCUGCAGGAAAUUAUUGGGAAACCCAUGACGGAAGAACAGGAGGCAUAUUUUAAAUCUAUAAUUGGGGAAACGAAGGAACCAUUGAACUUCAGAAGUUGGUGCGGUCUGUGCGCCACCGUGGAGCGAUUACUGUGUCCUCUUCCCCAAAAAGAAAUCGAUCCUCCAUCGUGGUUGGAAAGAGUGGAUUUCGAGGCGUUGGAACGGAGACUUCAGUCCUUUGAUGUGGAUCCAAAACUAAGGAUAUUUUUAAGAGAGAUCCGCGACAAAUAAAAAUAUAAUUCAUAAACAACGUAAAAAUACAAUCACUCGUUUCAUGAGUCGUUGUCUCGCUGUCAUGCGUAUAUUAUUAAUACGAUUUUUCAGAAUCAAGAUUCUUUAAGAUUAAUUAGCUCUGCUGGCUUCUGUUGGCAUCUGUUGACCGCCUCUUAUAUUUCUGCAAACAUAUAACGAUUACUACUGAGUUCUGCCUGCCUCUGCUGGCCUCUGCUGUCCUCUGCUGACCACCCCUGAUGCUU